Molecule: messenger RNA, 210 nt
Organism: Schistosoma curassoni
Lineage: Eukaryota; Metazoa; Platyhelminthes; Trematoda; Strigeidida; Schistosomatidae
Source: the annotation of a GenBank genome assembly
AUGAUGCUGCCUGAAGACGAAUUGUUCCCUGGUAUUCUCCAUCUAACUGGUGUAAGUAUAUGUCAUACGUCUAAUUCGAUCAAUUAUGUUCCUGCCUGGAGUUCUGAUUUAAAGAGGACCCAAUCUAUGGCUGGGGGCAUGCUUCUUACCUAUGCAUACCUACAUGCUUUGAUGUGCCGAAGGAUUCCAACUGCUUGUUCGCAGCUUUGA